AUGAGUGUAGCUGGUUUUGCCUUAAUACCAUUUACUUUUGGUGGCUCACUUCUUUUAACAGGAAUAGGAGCUGGCAUUGCUGUUGCUGGUGGAGUCACUGCCAUUGGUGCAACAAUUGCAGAUCUAGUCAUCAACAAGAAAGAGCUUCGUGAAGCAAAUGAUCUUUUGACACUAGAUCGACAACUUUGUCAAGUUAUGAAUAGCUUGAGGGAAAAUAUUAGAAAUAUAGCUGAAAGGAUAGCAAGUGAGGACCCACGUGUUAACGUAGAGCAGGUUAUUGUGGGUAUUUUGAGAGGUGGACAGAAUGCUGUACGAGUGGGUAUGGCUGGCAUCAAAGCUGGGAUAACUGUGGCUCAGCUGGCUGAAAUGGGUGGAAUAGCUGCCUUAGAGGGCUCUGUAUUUGCACUUCGACUUACAAGUGUAGCUGCUAGAGGUAUUGCUGUUGUUGGUGGUUUGGUGUCAGCAUUAAUAAUACCAUUGGAUAUUUAUGAGAUUGUGUCUAAUUCUAUUAAACUAAGUAAACAAGUCCAACUGCUGCUUCAAAAUGGCUACAGGAACAAAUAG
This is a messenger RNA of Gigantopelta aegis, 564 nucleotides long. RefSeq lists its product as uncharacterized. The transcript has a single exon. The record is from RefSeq and is a predicted model, not a curated record. Bases 1 to 564 code for a protein of 187 amino acids. Gene Ontology annotation, molecular function: lipid binding. Gene Ontology annotation, cellular component: membrane; extracellular region. NCBI's taxonomy places the organism in Eukaryota, Metazoa, Mollusca, Gastropoda, Neomphalida, Peltospiridae. Gene Ontology annotation, biological process: lipid transport; lipoprotein metabolic process.